AUGCUUAAAACAAACAAAUUCAUCCUAGUAACACAUAAAAUAAAGAUGGAUGCCAUUUCAGACGUCUACGUAGUCAAAGACACCCUCUAUUUGACGUAUAACAACAAGAAAUACAGUGCUACGAUACAAAGAAGUCUCCAAUCCUAUGUAAAAAUAGCGGAUGACGAAAACAUUGAAAUCAUCAACAAGGAGGCCUUUCUACGAUUGAGUAAGCAAUAA
Messenger RNA from Enterospora canceri, 219 nucleotides. Lineage: Eukaryota; Fungi; Microsporidia; Enterocytozoonidae. The record is from the annotation of a GenBank genome assembly.